Marchantia polymorpha subsp. ruderalis is the source of this 3424-nucleotide messenger RNA. Lineage: Eukaryota; Viridiplantae; Streptophyta; Marchantiopsida; Marchantiales; Marchantiaceae. The record is from the annotation of a GenBank genome assembly.
CUGCGGAUCGAUUGCCUCCAUCGUCUCUUGCCCCUGCCUGCCUUGACACUCGGAAGGGGCAGACGGUGCGCGAAGAGUUCCAGUCAGAGUAGAGAGUCGUGACGCUCACUGCAGCUCGUUGGCACUCCGGCGAUUUGGAAGUUAGCGGCAGAGGGCGCGAUGCAGGGUCAAAGUACGGUGGGUCUAUAAAGUGGCGAUGGCACUCGAAGAUCGUCAGACAGACUCUCCUGUCUCUGUCUGAAGGUGCUGCUGAUUUUACCGUGGUGGUAAAGUCUGAGAGGGCCAUCCAGCUCAGCUCAAUUCGUUUCGACUCAAUCCAGUUCGAUUCGGAACACUCGAACUCUCGACUUCGUCGUAUCCGAUCCGCUGAAGCGGUGACUGUACAGAGAGUUGCGAGCAGGAGCAGGGGCAUCGGUAACAUGAGGAGCAGCAGCCACAGCAACAGCACCAGCGGAAUUCACAGAGAGCAGCAGCAGCUGCUGCUGCAGUCGGGACUAUCUUUUCGAGGAUUGACCGAGUGAGUGAUGGGCGUGUGCACGAUUCGGGAAACAAAAAAGUUUUAGAGAGACGGAAAAAAUAAAGAUUUCAGAUCGCGUAGAGACGUGGAAACGAAGCAAAGCUCGAGGUCUGCGACAUUUGACGAAACUUCGAUCAUACCCCCGGCCGCUGCUUCAGGCAGUCGUACUCCCGGAAUCCGUUUUGACUCGGGGACUUGUUCUCUGCCUCUGAUUCUGCCACUUCUCUAAUCCCACCUCUCGAGGAGGCUCGGCCAAUUCGGGCAGGUCAAGCUUCGGUCAAUUCUUUGGUCAUAAGUCUCUCGGUUGAAGCCACGUUCCUCGGUUGCUGAGACUCAGACGCCCAGAGUGGUGGAGCAGGGCAGAGCGAGAGAUGUGGAAGCAGGGGAUGAUGAGCUCCCGCUCUCAGUUACCGUGUAGGAGGGAAUUCAAGGAGAGCAGGUGCUGCAGGUGCGUAGUCCGAGUCUUGGCAACUUUCAGACGAGGAUGAUGAUGAUGGCCGCCUUCACGCUUCUGGCACUGAGUGUCCAGAGCAGAGCGCAGUCAAGCUGAGACACCGAGGGCUGCCCUUUUCAGUGCUAGGAAAUCUGCUGAGGAAUUCUCCUCUCGGCGGAUGAUACCUGACCGAGCAUGCUUUCCCUCGGCGUCGCCGUCGUCUUCUCCUCGGUUUCUUGCUCGUUCUGGUGAUUUCGGAGCUGCAAUUGCCCUCCAGAUGACCAUUCUUUUACCCGACUAGUCUAUCAGUGUUACAAGGUCGAUCGGACUGUGUAAUUGUGUUCCGAGGGCCGUGACUCGAAGUUUAAGAUGAUUCGGAAGUUUAGAGAGUUGAGAGACGGGGAGGGAGGAGGAGGUGGAGCUGGUGCCGAUGCUGAAGAUGUCGACGAUCGAACGGAGCUUAAAUGGAAGAGCAGGCGAAGCAAAGCGUAUCCGAUGGCCUUGCUUCUGGUGUUCACCCUGGUGGUUGGAGUGACUAUAUUGAUGAAUUUUCACAGCCCUUUUGCUUCCAUUCGGCCGUACACUGAAGAGGAAAGACAUCAUGUAGAUAAAGUUUUGGGGCGAGAGACCGAUCAACAGCUGUCUACCACUUUUAUUCGCGAACACCCAUAUGACUCAAAUGGAAAAGAACUAUCGACCUGGCCGAGUCACUGGCAGAAGAUGUUGCCGGGAAGUGUACAGCACGAGGUUUUCUAUUGCGAUCGGACGCACAUUCGCACUGAUGUAUGUCGCCUUCACGGGAAUGUACAUCUCGAGCAGAGUGGUACAUUUGUGCUACAUUCCGUAGACGACACUACGCCUUUGAAAAUGUUGACUGUCAAACCUUACACGAGAAAAUGGGAGAAGCUAUGCAUGGAUAAAGUUAGUGAGGUGAGAUUGGUGAGUGUACGAUCGUCAGGCAAUGGGAGCAGGGUUUGCGACAUGUGGCAUUCUCUUCCAGCCGUAGUCUUCUCAACUGGCGGCUAUACUGGCAACGUGUACCACGAGUUUCACGACGGGCUCAUUCCCCUGUAUAUCACUACACAGCACUUGAAACGAGAAGUUGUAUUCGUCAUAUCUGACUAUCAUCCCUGGUGGUUCCAGAAGUAUGCGGAAGUCAUAAAGCAGCUUACGAAGUAUGAGAUCCUCGACCUUGCCAACCUUACGGAGUCGCAUUGCUUCUUGGAUGUUACAGCAGGCCUCUUUAUCCACGAAGAGUUGAGUAUCAUUCCUUCUAUCAUGCCAAAGCAGAAAUCUAUUCGAGACUUCAGGGCACUUCUGGGCAGAGCAUAUCAUGGAAACCUUUCGUGGUCAGCUGAGGACAUUACGACUUUCAGACCAGUUCGGGGCAAGCAAACAGGGGUCAUGCCGGAACUGGUCAUAAUCGUGAGAGAGGGCAGCCGAGUUCUUCUCAACUUGGACAAGAUUGUGAAACUGGCCAUACAGGUUGGGUUCAAUGUUGUGAUCUUGAAACCCGAUCCUACGACCGAGUUGAAGAAGCUAUUCUGGGUCCUGAACAGAGCUGAUGUGAUGAUGGGUGUCCACGGAGCCGCGAUGACGCACUUCCUCUUCAUGAGACCAGGGACAGUUUUCAUUCAGGUUGUUCCUCUGGGUACUGACUGGGCAGCUUACACCUAUUUCGGAGAGCCUGCAGAGAAGAUGGGCCUGCAAUAUUUGCCCUACAAAAUCACGCCCGAAGAGAGUUCCCUAUAUAAGAAAUAUGGAAAGGACGAUCCUGUGCUGACAGAUCCAUAUGCCGUCGGCCAACAGGGUUGGGGAACCAUCAAGGAGAUAUACCUGGAGGGCCAAGACGUGGAAUUGUCUUUACCUCGAUUUCAGAAAACACUCGAAGAGGCUAAGCGUAAGUCUAAGCCUCAAAAUUUGCCUGUCUCGGAUGUUUUAGCUUCGAUUUAGACGUGCUGCGGAGAAAUAAAUUCGAAUUGAAGGAUCGCAGAGGUUCAAGUAAAAGCACGUUGCUGCUGCGUUUAUGAUGAUGAUCUUCAUCGUAUCCUGCUAUACCACCUCUUCCCGCACCUUUGCCUGGUUGUAGCAAUAUCUCUCGUUGUGUUUAAAAUACUUUCUCUGCCGUGUAGCUAGAGAUGCAAUUGUUCCUUGAGCCCUGUAGAAUAGUAGUGUAGAUAUGUGUUCGACAUCAGAUCGUUCUUCCGAAUUGUAGGUGCACCAGCCAUCUUUGUUAGUAUCACCUAGAGAAACGAACUACUACAGUUCAAACGUCUUGGUCUCUGAUCUGAAAAUAUAGAAAGACUGCGGAAGAACUGGAUUUAGAGUUACUUUGGGGCUGGUUAUUCCACCCACUCACCGAAAAGCGAAAAAAUUGCGACGGAAUUAUUUUGGGACCCAACUACUGGGGUCAACGGCAAUAAACUGACGCUCGAGCUGAAUAGCUUGGAGCACUUAGAAAGAGAUUUCCUUCG